GGGAUACCCGAGCUUCAAUAUUUUACGUUUAACAGUGAAGAGAGGUGCUUCGAAAUGGCUGUUACACAAUAUUGUUUGUUUUUGAUUGCUUUCUGCGGGGCCGCUUUAGCCUUUUCAGCCCAAUAUGUCCCAAAAUCGGUCUAUUUGAUCGAUGAGAACGGACAGCAAUCAGAUGUGGUGUUGAUUAGAGAUAGAAGGGAGAUUCCUUUCCUGAGGGUGCGCAGAGGGGGAGGAAGCAGUGCCCACGCUUCAGCGGAUUCUAGCGCUUCAGCAGGUGCUGGUGGUGGUGGUGGGGGAGCGCCCAUCAAUUUUGACGAUUUCAUUCCUAACAUAGGUAAUCUCGCCGAUUUGGCGAGAAACAUUCCCACAGGAGGAGGAGGAGGCAGUGGUGCCGGAGCCAGUUCCUUUGCCAGUGCCAGUUCCAGCAGCUCGGCUGGGGGCGGAAGUGGAGGAGGUUAUGGAAACACCGGAUAUGCAGGAGGUCUAGGAGCAGGACAUCCAGCAGGCUACGAUGGACCGAUUCUGUUCUCGCGCGUGGGUGAGACCGAAGGUAGUGGAGGUCACGUAUCAUCUGCUGCCUUAGGAAGCAGAGGUGCUUUCAGCUCUUCCAGCAUCUCCACAGACGGUGAGAAGGUGAAAUAUGCCAGCCAGUCAGGAAAAUACUAAGGAAGUCACAUGUUCAAACGUACUUUGCAAUCACAUGUGAUAUUUCUAGACUAAUAAAACAAAAAUGUACCCCAAA
Messenger RNA from Anoplophora glabripennis (Asian longhorned beetle), 742 nucleotides. RefSeq names its product keratin, type II cytoskeletal 1-like. The coding region runs from base 55 to 666 and encodes 203 amino acids. The transcript has 4 exons. The record is from RefSeq and is a predicted model, not a curated record. Lineage: Eukaryota; Metazoa; Arthropoda; Insecta; Coleoptera; Cerambycidae.